Centruroides sculpturatus (bark scorpion) is the source of this 1789-nucleotide messenger RNA. RefSeq lists its product as uncharacterized. The record is from RefSeq and is a predicted model, not a curated record. The transcript is spliced from 4 exons. NCBI's taxonomy places the organism in Eukaryota, Metazoa, Arthropoda, Arachnida, Scorpiones, Buthidae. Bases 211 to 1329 code for a protein of 372 amino acids.
AAGCACAUGUACUUCGGGUAACGGUAAAAGUCGAAACGGAACAAACGGACGGAAAUUCGUCUAAUUCUAUAAAAGGAGAUGCAAAAUACGAAAUUUUCUCCGCGGUUUAAAAACGGAUUCUAAAAUAGAUAGGACGAAUUCUUUACGGUCUAAAGACAUUCUUUAAACUGUUUUUUGGGAGGAAUUUAAAUUAUAUUAUUAAGAUUUAUAAUGGAUUGUGGAGUGGUUCAAAGUAAUUGGAGGGCCAAAGAGAAUAAAAAUAUAAAAGAUUGUGUUCAAUGGUGUUUGGGUAACCAAAGUUCUGAUGUGGAAGAUGCAGUCCAAGUUGAAAACUGCAUCAUGCUAGAACCAAUGGAUGAUGAUGCUUCCGGCUUGUUUGCUUCUCCCGCUUGUCAGUUAUUGUUGACUUGUCCCGAGAAUUUCGAAAUGAAAAACAUUUCUAUACUCUCCGAAGCACGAAUAAUUGAGGUGUUCGGUCAUCACGGCGAAUAUUUAAAAACCUGUAGGAGCGAUCUCAUCGAGGAAGUGGACGAUAUGGCCGUUUUCAGAACCGAAAUCAUAUUUGACAAGGCUUUAACUGUUUGUUCUCUUAAAUUCACGUCAUUAAAAUCUAAGAAGUCCAUGUGGUUAUACGGAGUGAGAGUCAUCCUUCAUCCGAUGAUUGCGCCGCAGAUUGGUAGUAAGAUACCGCUCGAAAACGUCAACUUUCGUCUCGGUAAUAUGGGAUCGAAAUUAAGCGAGAGAGCGGAAGCGUUUAAACAGAUGGUUGGGAAUUAUCAGUCGGCGCAGAAUCUCGGAAACGUAGAUUAUUCGACUCUCGCUCCCAUGUUUCAGAUGUUAAAUAUGUUUAAUGUGACGCCGAAAUCUCCGAACGAGAGAGAAUUUAUUGGAGAUAGUAUACCGAGUUCCAGAAGUUCUGAUCAUGGCGAUUGGAGAAAACAGAAUCUUUUCAAAAAAUCUGCACAUACAGAGGAAUUGAAUGACAAUCUAAAUGAUAACAGAGAAAAAAUUUUAGAUGCUAACAGCAAUUUAGAAGGAAAUGUUGCAGCUAAUAUAAAUAAUUUAAAGCAAGAAACCACAACAGAAGAAAAUUUGGUGCAAGAGAAAAAUAGACAAGAUAUUUUAAUCAGUCAGCUGGAAGAGAGAAAUUUAGAAGCCAUUUCAAAAUUAAUAGAAAAAUCAAAUGAACAAAUUGAAAAACAAUUAGAACAAUUUCAAAAUAAACUUUGGGAAAAAACAGAGAAACGACUACAAGAAUUGGAACAAAAGAUUCUCUGCAAACUUGAUGAAAUCUUAACCUUUAUCAAACCUCAUGGAGUUUCUAGAUGAGAUGGUCAUCAAUUGAAAAGUUUGGAUUAACUUGGUAAAGUUUGUAGUAGUUUAUUUUGCUGUGAAUAUCAGUAUAAUUAUAAUAAUUUUCUUUCUGUGUUAAUUCUUUCCAUUCAUCACUUCAAGAAAUCAAUGCUUCUAUUUAACAGAAAUAUACAUUACAAUUUUAAUUUUAAUAUUUCCAAUUCAGUAAAAUGUGACUUAUGGAAGUACAUACUUUAACCCAUAAAGAAAAUUGAUUUGUGUGCUAAAUAUUUGUGAAGGAUGAUUUGCAUCAAUCAAAAAAUAGAUCUUAUACCUGAUCCUUUUAAAGAAGUAAAUUAAAGUUCUAGAGAUAAUCAAAAAACAUCAUUCUUCAAUGAGAAAAGAUACAUCUAAAUCAUUUUUAUUUAUAUUGAAAGGGGUUCAGUCUCUAAGAACUGCUUGUAGUUGAUCUUGAUCAUCCUAUAUUCAUAGUAAA